UGCAGCGAGAAGAACGUCCAUUACGUCAAAGCUUCAGUCUGACCAGCAGCACUGUUUCUUUUUGCCUGAAGAUGUUCACGUUGGUGGCGUUCUGUCACCUUUGGGUCGUGAUCAGCUGCAAUCAGAACUCCACAGUGGUCAGGUUUUCGGUUCUGGAGGAUCACCAUCUGUGCCUUCAGUGUAGCACCGAUGACCGUUCUGAUGUGUUAUGGACCCAUGAGGAUCAGAGGGUUCUGGUCACCAGGCAACAAGACUACAAGACCAACCAGGAUGGCUGGCGCUUCCAGCUGCAGCUCAACGGGGCUCUCUGCAUCCUGCAGCUUGAUGACUCAGACAGUGGGACAUAUCAUUGCAACCAGCAGCUGGUGGCUGAGGUGACCGUGCUGACAGGUCGUGACCUUGUGGUGUCUGAAGGUCAGACCCUCCUGCUGCCAUGCACUGGUUCCACCAAACCAAAGCAACGUUGGUUCCACCGGAGGUUAGGUGCGAAACGAGAAGCCAUCUUCACCCGCUUUAGAAAUGGUACGGUGAGACCCGAGACGGAUCAAAGUCCAACGCGGUUCAGCUUCCAGCAAGAUGCUCUGCAGAUCCUGGACCUGCAACCAGAGGACGCUGGAGAGUACCUGUGCAACGGGCAACUGGAGGCCAGAGUCACCAUCCUGACCGUGCACCCACAGACGACCAGCACAAUGACACAAACACCUGCCGUGACGAAAACAGAUGUGGUGGAAAUAAAGGAGAAUUCUGAGGAUGCUCUGCUGGCGGUGGCCGUGGUCGGAUGCGGUGUGAUGAUCCUCCUGAUGGCAGCAGCCUGCGUUUUACUUUCCAGCAUCAAAUGCAAGAAGAAGAAGAAGAAAAAGAAGAAGUGUGGCCCAGCAGGACACAAACAUGAAAACACGGAGCUGCAGCCAUUUACAAGGCACAAAGAAACCGAGAUUCUGGACCAAACGAUCCACUACGCAUCUCUGGGCCGACAGAACUGGAAGGAGAGACUGAGCAGAACCCUGUCCCAUCAGGACCAGGACCGGCAGGAUGUCAUCUAUUCCUCUGUGGUCACCAGACCUGCAUCCAGCUAGACUCUGGCUGACAAACAAACAAACAAACAUUAUCACUGCAGUGAAAUAACAUCAGGAUCAAGCACGUAAUCACAAAGAUCCUGAUGAUAAGUUUAAUA
Molecule: messenger RNA, 1174 nt
Organism: Thalassophryne amazonica
Lineage: Eukaryota; Metazoa; Chordata; Actinopteri; Batrachoidiformes; Batrachoididae
Exons: 8
Coding region: 72-1076 (334 amino acids)
Source: RefSeq, a predicted model, not a curated record